UGCUUGCUGCGAGCGCCGGCGGUGGCGGCUCGGCGGGGAAGAUGGCGGCGGAGGCGGCGGAUUCGUGGGACGCCGACAGCUUCGAGGUGGUGGAGCCGGUGGCGAAGCGGCUGGUGCCGGGAGUGGCCGGAGACCGCUGGGCCGGCGAGGAUGAGGAGGACGACGUGAAGGAUAACUGGGAUGAUGAGGAGGAAGAGGAGGAAGUAAAGGAGACAGAGAUAAAACAAGAACCAAAAGUUUCAGAAAAAAAGAAAAUAGCAGAAAAAAUAAAAGAAAAAGAAAAGCUACAGAAGAAGAAGCAAGAGGAGCUUAAAAAAAGGUUAGAGGCACCAGAGGAACAUAAAGAACUUACACCAGAAGAACAGUUAGCAGACAAACUACGACUAAAGAAAUUACAAGAGGAGUCAGACCUUGAGUUAGCAAAAGAAACAUUUGGUGUAAAUAACACUUGUGGAAUAGAUGCCAUGAAUCCCUCUUCAAAAGAUGACUUUACGGAAUUUGGCAAACUACUAAAAGAGAAAAUUACACAGUAUGAAAAAUCGUUACAUUAUGCCAGUUUUUUGGAAGCGUUAGUUCGAGACGUAUGUAUUUCAUUGGAAAUUGAUGAUUUGAAAAAGAUCACAAAUACUUUGACAGUACUAUGCAGUGAAAAACAAAAACAAGAAAAGCAGAAUAAAGCCAAAAAGAAGAAAAAAGGUGUUGUGCCUGGAGGUGGUUUAAAGGCGACUAUGAAAGAUGACCUGGCUGAUUACGGAGGAUACGAUGGAGAAUACGUACAAGACUUCGAAGACUUCAUGUGACAUUUCUCUCCCCUUCUGUUGUCUUUCUGUUGCCCACGAUCCCUUAAACAUGUAGCACAACUUUUCUUCCUUUACAUUCUGCCAAAUGCUACAAUCAAAAUUGCAGUAUCUCUGUGCUGGUGGUUUAACUCUUGACGGGUCCGUGCUGAAGCACUGGGCUUCCUCUUCCGUGGUCGGGGGUUAGAAUGAAGACAUUUAAAAGCUAUGUAAAUUGCAGUUAAAAACCCCCGAAUUCUGGUAACGGUAACUGUUGCUAUUUGAUUUUAUAGUAACAGCCACUCAAUUGGAAAGGAAUUUCAACAAGGCAAAGUGUUAUUACCAGCACAGCUCAGUGACAUGGCCUUAACUGUACCUCCCUGAAUGACUUGUGUGAUGAACAAAAGCAGUUUGCAGCAAGGGCAUGGUGUGCACUUAGUGUUACAGUUGCUUUGUCUUAAGUUAGAGCUUGAGGUUUUCAGUAUAUUGCGAAGGGGAACUGCUGACUUCAGAGCGAGGAUGCCGCACCUGGAAACGCAUCACUUGAGAUAGGUCGAUACCCACGACUUCAAAGCCUGACACCUAACCAGAACACGUGGUGGGUGAGAACAGGGAAAGAGUUGCUUAUUUGAAAAAAAACGGCUUGUGUCUUGAGUAUGAAGUUUAGUUUCCAUUCAUCUAAAUUUCUACUAAUGCAGCUGUAUGGGUUGGGUAUUCUUUAACAGUUAAUUGCCUGGUUUAAGUAAGUGUAAAAAAACAAGACUUCCUUUUGGUCUCUCAUGGGUUGUGGUGGAUCUUUCACGACUCAGCCAUUUUCUUUCAUUUAAAAAAAAAAAAAACUUGCUUAGCAAACUGCAACAGUUACUACAGUUGGGCAAAUUGUUAUGUUAACAAUUAUGACAUCUGCAAUGUUUUAUAAAGCGACUAAUUUAAUAAAAAUCACUAUUGAGGACUUCA
Molecule: messenger RNA, 1733 nt
Organism: Gymnogyps californianus (California condor)
Lineage: Eukaryota; Metazoa; Chordata; Aves; Accipitriformes; Cathartidae
Gene: EIF3J
Product: eukaryotic translation initiation factor 3 subunit J
Exons: 8
Coding region: 42-800 (252 amino acids)
Cellular component (GO): cytoplasm; eukaryotic translation initiation factor 3 complex
Molecular function (GO): translation initiation factor activity
Source: RefSeq, a predicted model, not a curated record